Lucilia sericata (common green bottle fly) is the source of this 1847-nucleotide messenger RNA. Its product is annotated as transmembrane protein 185B. The transcript is spliced from 7 exons. The coding region runs from base 245 to 1306 and encodes 353 amino acids. NCBI's taxonomy places the organism in Eukaryota, Metazoa, Arthropoda, Insecta, Diptera, Calliphoridae. The record is from RefSeq and is a predicted model, not a curated record.
UUUGUGUAAAAAAAUAUUACAGCUGAAAUAGUGCAUUUUACUAUUCUUAUUGAUAUUUAGAAAAAAAAAUUAAUAAAAUAUGGAUUUCACUAAAGAAAACUUUACAGGGAAUUAAACAAAUACAUAAACAACAAAACCCCAAAAGCAACUGGUGGUGUACACCAUUAGUAACCUUCCUAAUAGGAAUAUUACAUCAAUAUAUAGAAAGAAACAAAGUAAAUAGAAAUAAGAAAAAUCAACAACAAUGAAUUUACAGUCAUUAUUUCGUGAUUUUAAUCCUAGUAAAUUUAUAGUACACUGUAGUUUAUUUACGUUUGUAACAUUAUUUGCCCUGCGGUUAGAUGGUUACAUAGAUUGGCCUUGGUGGGCUAUUUUUACACCUUUAUGGAUUUGGAAAACUAUAGCGGCCUUGGGUGCUACAGUAGGAGCCAUAGUAUGGUGUCGUUAUCCUCACUACAGACUUGAAGGUGAUUCCUAUACACAGUUUAAGGCCAUGUUAAUUUCCCUGUCCUUGCAUUUGAUUUUACUGAUGUUUGAGUUAUUGGCCUGCGAUAAUUUAACCUCUAAACGUCAUUUGUGGGUUUUAGUUUUUAUACCUUUGAUAUUUGGCUCGGUGGCCAGUGUGGGUGCUUGUGUUUGGGCUGUUAAACAUGAUCGUUCUUUUGAGCUGGAACUGUUUUUAGCGGUAAAUGCUUUGCAGUUCGUUUCAUUACCGUUGAAAUUGGAUCAAUUUGUUACCUGGAAUUGGGAGGUGGUGUUUGUGCCAAUGUGGAUUGUUAUAUGCUUAAGUUUAGUUAGUGUUUUGUAUAAUAUUAUAUUUUGUGGAAUCAUGAUGCGUACCCCAGAAAUUUCUCUGCAACAGAAGAAAGCUGCCCUCAAUGCAGCAGUGGGUAAUAUAUGCACGGUCUUGCCAUUGUUAUUCUUACAAGUGGUCAUUUGCGAUAAACUUGAAGGAGAAUUGAAGUUCCCCUACAUUGUCAUAUUCUCUCCGCUGUUGGCCUCUAUCUUUGCUUUAAUUGUUCUAAGUUUUAGCGCUAAAGGUGGAAAUAAAUGGUGGUUUGGCAUACGUAAAUCAUUCAGUCAAUUCCUACUCUCUGCUAUGCCUUUCCUGCAAGAAUAUGGUAAUAUUUCCUACCAUGCUGACAACAGUAAUGCACAACAAUCACAGCCCUUAGAUGGUGGCUCCUCUUCGAGUACCGUGCAUAUGGGUGAUUUUGAUAAACAUGACAAAAAGAGUAAAAAAUCGGCUAAAAAUGAUAGUAUGAAACCCGUGGUACCCAUUAUAAGUAUUGAUUUGCCUGAUUAAAUUCCGGAAACUAAAAAGGAUAUAAUAAACUCCCACCACCACUAACACACCUCCUCCCCUUCUAACUCGCUGGUUCAUCCUAAAACAUUUAAGAACAUUUUACUAGUAGUAAGUGUUAGUAGUUAAGUAAUUGUUUAUAUUUUUUAUUAUUAAAAUCUUUUUUUAAUUUUCUUUCAUUUUUAAGUAAAACAACGCACUUCCACAAAUCAUUAAUUUAAUUUUUUUUUGUACUUUUAUUUGAAAGAAAAAAGAAAAUGUUAAAAUCAAAACCUUUUCAAGUUUUGAGAAUCUCUUUAAGUUUUGUUAAUACUGAUUUUUUAAACUUUUAGUACACUAAAAAAUCUUAGUUAAAUAAAGAAGGAAAAACUUAAAACAGAAAUUGAGAAAUUUAAAUAAUUUGGAGAACAAAAAUUGUUCAAUAAAAAAUUCAACUUAGGUAUGAAUUAAUUAGUAUUAUAGUAAACAAAUGAAAAAAAAAAAAACUUUAAGGAAUUAUAUGUACUAGAAUGUUAGUAAAUAAAAACUAAAAUAUAAAUGUUAA